Messenger RNA from Stylophora pistillata, 951 nucleotides. RefSeq names its product melanocortin receptor 4-like. Gene Ontology annotation, molecular function: G protein-coupled receptor activity. Gene Ontology annotation, biological process: G protein-coupled receptor signaling pathway. The record is from RefSeq and is a predicted model, not a curated record. NCBI's taxonomy places the organism in Eukaryota, Metazoa, Cnidaria, Anthozoa, Scleractinia, Pocilloporidae. Gene Ontology annotation, cellular component: membrane.
AUGGUGGUUCACUUGUGUAACGAAAAACUGGAAGACUACGUAAAACUUCUUAAUUUUCAUUGGCGUUUCGUGCUUGUGGUUUGUGUUUUGAACCUAUCAUUCGCUGUGGUCGCAGUUCUGGGUAAUGUCCUCGUCAUACGGGCCCUGAUGAAAGCAAAGACGAUAUCAGCUACUUUACGACCACUUUUCUUGAGCCUAGCUGUUUCAGAUCUCACUGUUGGAUUAUUUGCGCAGCUAAUGGUUGGAGUUGUUAUGGCUGUUAUGUUCCAAAUGUCUGCUGGUGGAAAUUUCAACUCUGACUCAUUCUGUCCUUUUAUUGUGACCAUAUCACAACUCUCUUUGUAUGGGCUGGUGACUGCAUCUGUUCUAUCGGUCGCAGCCAUAGCAAUCGACAGGCUCCUUGCGGUGUCGCUUCAUCUACGAUACCGAGAACUAGUCACGCCAAGACGAACUAUCAUUGUCGUUACUUUAUCUUGGAUUUCCAGUGGUAUUAUUGCCAGCAUUUACAUGUUUCUUCCCAACUACAAUGACAUCGUGGGAGUUUUUAUGGAAGUAUUAGUGCUUCUUGUGACAGCAAUUGCUUAUUGUCGAAUCUACAAGGUUGUGCUUUAUCAUCGAAAUCAAAUACAAAGUCAGAUCUCACAUCAAGAGGCAAUUGAGUUUGCUCGAGAGAAACGAUCGAGCCUAAAUACCUUUUGUGUAUUCGCGGUCUUGCUAGCUUGUUAUCUCCCAGACUUAUGUUGUGGUAUCUUGAUUUUAGCUGAAGAAUCUCGAAGGCAAUUUCUGAUUGCGUUCCACGCAUCAGGCUUCUUGGUAUUUCUUAAUUCUUCAAUUAAUCCCGUGAUCUAUUAUUGGCGAUAUCAAGAGAUUCGUAGGAUCAUGAAAAACACUGUCAGAUCGUGUAUUCGACGGAAAUUGGUUAUGAGGCAGUGCCGUAUUUCUUCACUCUAG